Messenger RNA from Fulvia fulva, 2265 nucleotides. RefSeq lists its product as uncharacterized. The transcript is spliced from 3 exons. Bases 1 to 2265 code for a protein of 754 amino acids. NCBI's taxonomy places the organism in Eukaryota, Fungi, Ascomycota, Dothideomycetes, Mycosphaerellales, Mycosphaerellaceae. The record is from RefSeq and is a predicted model, not a curated record.
AUGGAUGUCCGCGCAUGGCUCCAGAACACAGCCGAUAGGGAGCCGCCGGACGAGGAAGACAGGGCAGGCUUUCCAGACUACCUGCGACCAGACCGCUACACUGCAGAAGGGCACACGCUUGUGCACCAGAGCAAGAGGAAGCGCGCAUCGAGUGAACCACAUUCUGCGCAGAAGCGUCCCUCGCGAGGACGACGUGGCGGUCAAGCACGACCAGCAGCACCCGAUUCCAGCCCCGGCCAUGGCCCAGAGCCACGUACCGACACCGCAAGCUCCAGCAGCUCUUCAAGGGAGGAACGCAGAGAGUCGUCACCCGAUCGUAGGUUCAACCGAACGUUCGAGCGACGUGCGCGACACAAGACGAAAGAGGACCGCUACGAGCCGAAGGCCAAGAAAUGGAGGAAGGAGCACGAGUCGCGCAAGGACCACAAGUCGAAGUCGAAGUCCAAGCGUCGACAGUCGCAUCGUAGUGGAGAUGGCGCGCGUACGGCAGGUCUGGUGACAAGCUUCCAGCUGAAGGACCGGCCCAAGAAUAAUCGCUUGACGCUGCGUCCAGCGGAUGUCAGCGCUGGCAUCUUCAAGCAUGGGAGAGCAGGCGCGCCUGUUGUUGGAAAAGGGUCUGGACUUCCCGACCUGGUGUUCAACGAAAUGAGGUUCCUUCGACGGCCGAGGGAACAUCAAGACGAGAUUCCGGUAGAUCAGACUACGAAGGAUUGCAGUGGAAAGGCAGACAAGCAGCCCGGACAGAACAUCUCUGCCUACUUCGCGAAGCCACCACCCGAAGCACCACGGUCGCGCCAGCAACAGCAAACAGUCCCAGCACUCGAUAGGAUACCACAUCAACGGUCGCAGGAAGUCGAAAAGGCAGCUGAUGAGGUCCCACGUAGGCAGGAACGCAGGAAUGAAGCAGCGGGAAAUCUUCCACCCGAUCCGUUCUUGGGUUUUGGCAGCCGCGGCCCCAACCAAGAAGUGAGCAAUGGCAUCCGAAGAAGUGGCAGUUGCUACACCUGGUCAGAGUCUGUGCCUCCUGCGAAAGAGGACGCUGUGCAGACGAGGAUACCAAUGGCAGAAAGCGCUAGACAUCCGGCCGAUCAAGACGACUUCAGGAGGCCGUACUCACCGAAACAUGUCGAUGGCAACCCGAGAAGCUCAGCCAGAAGACGACCACCAUCCGCACUGCGAGGACGUUGGGUGCAUAGCAAGCGAGCUCCAGGCUCAGCCUCGGUGGAUGUUUAUCAGCAGGCUGUGUGUACCCAGAAUGUGCAUCGUGGCGAUGGCUUGCCCGCGAGGAAGCAAUCCUCUAUGUCCUUGCCUCAUUCUGUUCCGGAACCACCGCUUGAGAGUGCCUAUAGCGCCAAUCGAAGGCAUGCAACGGGCAAUUGUCCCAGAUCUGAUAUCCUGCGAAUUGGAGACGACCAUCAAGACGAUAUCGGUCGUCCAGCAUUGCACCACCAAGACAUGUUUUCCGACAUCAUCAGUGGCAAGGAGAAUCAGGAGCCGUCUACUUCGACCCCAACCAGCAAAUUGCUCAGGCGCGCGUUCCAUGCCAUUACCGGUCCGCAGGCCAUAAAGCCAAGCAACACACAUGGAGGUGGCCAGGGCGAACUCCAAAGACCUGAUCGCAGUCCUUACCUGGCACAACCUAGCGACGGAGCUCUAUACCAGAAGAGGCAUAUGGACGCGGAGUACGAGCAAGAAUUGGACCAGCGGCGAAAGCAGCAGAUUUGCAGCAUGCCGGAGAGAGGAUUUAGCAGAUUGACUGAGACUUCUCGUCCUAAGCAACAGCAGUCAAUGGCAAGGCCGACUACACUCACUGGUAAUGUCAUGCCUACGACUACAUUACUGUCACGCGCCUUCCAUGAGAUUUCAACACGUUGCGAAGUGGCUCCUGAUGCUGAGAUGCUGGACAAUGUUCCGACCUAUCAGCCAGUUCCGCUGGGACGGCAGUACACUUUCACGAACAGUCGUCAGGCGGAAGAUCUUGUUCGACGUCUUACUUCGAACCAACAGACGAAUCAUUUUGCAUCUCGAGAAGCAGGAACAGGUGAUAUAGUGACUCGGCAGGAUCACUUCAGUCAUCAGGAAGCGGACAGCGACGGAGUGGCACAUCUUCGUACAAAUUCCGAAGUUGCACACUUAUCGACAGGGCAUCUCUAUAGCCAAGUGUGGUCCAACAACGAUGCAACGGAUACUACCCCAGACCCAGGUGGAGGUGAAGUGCAGCACGACAGUAUGCCUGGCUUUUGGAAGCCGAACAGACUGUAUUGA